This is a messenger RNA of Rubroshorea leprosula, 1090 nucleotides long. The record is from the annotation of a GenBank genome assembly. Lineage: Eukaryota; Viridiplantae; Streptophyta; Magnoliopsida; Malvales; Dipterocarpaceae.
CAACACAUAGCAGAAAAGUAGAAAUAUGUCAAAUUUGAUUUGUUUUAUUCUUAUGCAGAUCAUGAUAGACAAGGAUUGUUGGACUGGUCCAGACGUUACAAGAUAAUAGGAGGCAUUGCUUGAGGAAUUCUUUAUCUUCAUUAGAUUCUCAGCUUAGAGUCAUACAUUGGGAUCUCACAGCCAGCAGUGUAUUGCUAGAUGGUGGCAUGAAUCCUAAAAUCUCAAAUUUUGGAAUGGCAAGGGUCCUUGGAAUUCAUCAAACUCAAGGAAGCACAAAUAGAAUUGUUGGGACCUAGUGUCUCCAAAAUAUACCAUGCAUGGACAGUUCUCUGUGAAAUCAGAUGUGUAUGGUUUUGGUGUUUUAGUUCUAGAGAUUUUAAGCGGCAAGAAGAACAGUAACUUUUAUUAAACGGAAGGAACUGAAGACCUAAUAAGCUAUGUGAAUGUAGAUCAGCCUCUGAAAUUAUUUCUCGCCAUAAAUAGUUAAAACAUUAUACAUCCAUGACAAGAAAGAAAUAAUAAAGGAUAACAUUUUAGAAAUUGGUCGAUGAAUUUGUGCAGGCUGGGAAACUUUGGAAGGAUGGGAGACCAUUGGAGUUUUUGGACCCGAUUUUUGGAGAUUCUUAUGCAAGAAAUGAAGUUAUUAGGUGCAUCCAAAUUGGGUUGCUAUGUGUUCAGGAAGAUCCUGUUGAAAGGCCAACAAUGGCAACCAUUGUUCUCAUGCUCAGCAGUUACUUAGUCACACUACCUCUACAGAACGAACCUGCCUUUUUCCUCCAUAGCAGAACAGAGUUGACAAAGGUGCUAGAACCUGAUCAAUCAAUGGGUCAGUCAACGCAAUACUCUACAAAUGAAGUCUCAAUCACUGAAAUAGACCCUCGGUAAAACUAGGCAGGCUACAGCUUAUAUAUCCUCUGUUAAUUCACGAAGUAAGAAGAAGAAGAAAUUGAAUACCAAUUCAGGGAAAUGGCCUCCAUUUCCAUGUUGUUCUUCAUGACCAUUGUAUUGCCCUUCCUCAUUAACUUUCCUUGUUUCAUAUUUCAAGAUAUUCUUGGUCGCUAUUGCUCGAAUUCUAAUAAUUUCACCAUAC